Messenger RNA from Gongylonema pulchrum, 837 nucleotides. The record is from the annotation of a GenBank genome assembly. NCBI's taxonomy places the organism in Eukaryota, Metazoa, Nematoda, Chromadorea, Rhabditida, Gongylonematidae.
CAAACGUCACAGGAUUUCGAGCGAUAUAUGCAUGAUCUUAUUAUUGAAAAUGCACAGAACAAAACUCGAAGCUACACACUGGAGAUUGCAAACCGUCUUUACAUACCAAUAUCAAAAUUAAAAAAUGCAUUUAUAACAGUUGCGGAGAAGUAUUAUGCCGGACAGAUCAAACGCUUUGACUUUUGCGCAAAUCCUGUAGCAUUGUUCCAGGAAGCAAAUGAGUGGGUGAGCAAUAUGACGCAUGAAAUGAUCACUUCAGUUAUUCAAGCGAGCGAAAUUUCAACGGAAUCACACCUGAUGUUGCUCAAUGCAAUACCAAUGAUGGCAACGUUUGGAUAUUUUCCGAUUUUCGAGGAUGAUGAGGUGCAAGUGCUAGCGAUGCCAUAUGAAGGCGAUGAAAAUAUGAAUAUGUACAUCAUUUUACCGCGAAAACACUCCAGUCUAGAGGAUGUUGAACGCAGUCUGAAUGGUUCAAAGAUGAUGCACUACUUUCAAAAUUGCAAAGCAUCAAAGGAAUUUUAUGUGCGAAUGCCUAAGUUCGCAUUGGAAAGCGAACUGGAUCUGGUUGAUGUACUUGAAAGUAUGGGAAUUAUAAAGGCAUUCGCCGGAAUAGCUGAUUUUACCGGCAUGGCAUUUUACUGGCCACUCUUCAUCAAGCAAGCGAAGCACAAGGCCGUUAUUGAGGUGAAUGAAGAGGGGGGAGAAGCAGUAGUAGCAGCAGCAGCAGCAGCAGUGGAUGAGGUACGCAAUUCGAAAUUCAUCGCCGAUCACCCAUUUCUGUUUGUAAUUGCCAAAGAUGAGAAAGAUAUCUUCUUUAUUGGUCGCUUUGCUGGCUAG